Cladocopium goreaui is the source of this 3363-nucleotide messenger RNA. The record is from the annotation of a GenBank genome assembly. Lineage: Eukaryota; Dinophyceae; Suessiales; Symbiodiniaceae.
AUGUCCAGCACCUUGGACGACGACAGCCGUGACCGUGCUUCGCGCAGCCGCGAUGAGAAGGCGGAGAAAGGCGGGCGGAGUCCCCGCGCCGCACAAAUUGAGGUGAACAGCGGGGCUUCGGUGAAUCAUAUUGAUCCCAACUUGGUGCGUUGUGGCAACUGGUGUCUCUUUUUUUUGGAGAUGUGGAUCAGCACAGGAUGCAUCCUACUAUGUGCUUUCAGAAAAGAUUGGUGUCUUUGUUUCCUACUGGCACUGCCACAUACCUUGCUGGUUGGAAUUGAGGUGCAGUUGAUCGGCCGCGACUGGGCCUUUCGGCGGAACCUCCAUGCGUUGCAGGGAUCCUCACGAGGGAAAGCGAUGUUCUUCAAGAGCAUCGUCUUCCUGAUAUUCGGUUGUUUGAGCUGCCUGCCGGUGAUGCGUGCCAGGCAGUGUUGGAAGCAGCGCGGCAUGCGGGCCUCGUUGGUCGACGAGAUCGAAACUCCCGCGGGGGAAGGGUUACAUGAGAGUGCUCGCUUCGACAGUCAUGUGAUGUUUGUCACCAACGUGCCUCGCAUCAUUGUGCUGCUCUAUGCAUCCACAAGUUUGGUGUAUACAGAGCUGGAACUCUCCGUGCUGCUGUCCAUGGCCUUCCUGUCAUUGCUGAACGUGUUGCAGGCAGCCGUAAACUUCGAUUACUACGCUUCCAAGUGGAUCCGUGCACAGUAUGAGACCUUGACAUCUGAAGGUUUCCCCUUCCAAUUUCAAGUGCUGCACUACGCCUAUCGUCUUUGUGAAAUCGCUCUGCGCAUCUUGACGUUGCUCCUGGUGACCGAAGCUCUCAGGUUUCACGUUUGGGUGGCUGUGCUCUACCUGUGUUUGGACUAUCUCCUGAGCACAGCAGCACUCUGCUUCGUCACGGCCAAACAGGCCCCUGGAUCGAGGUUGGUGUUGAUCCUUAGUGUGUCAAUCUAUGUCUUCGACUGCUGCCGCUUCAUUGACGAGCAGGGCCUCACUCGACAGGCCAGACAAGUCUCGAACCUCUUGCGCGCGCUGCGCAGCGGUCAGAGCGCCGUCGUGCUCCCUUUGCUGUGGUGGAUCCAUCCUGAGCGCUCCAGUUCUUGGUUCAGUAAAAUCUUUUGGCCAACCUGGGCAUUGCUCCUUGGGUUGUUGGCUCUGGUGUGGCUACUUGAGAAGUGCACGCGAUUGCAACAUCGGGCCGUGGACAUCUUCAUGGCCUGCAAGAAGGGCUUGCUGCAGGAAGUGGUUGACCUCUUAGAUUCAGGUUGCGACUGCAAUCUGCGGCUGGUGGACGAUGGCUCCACGCCCUUGCACGUAGCUGCAGGAUGUGGACAGAGCGAGUGUGUGGAAGUGCUCUUGAGACGGGGAGCGGAUCCCUUGCUGAGCGACGUUGAUGGCGAGACGCCCCUCCAUAAGGCCUGCCGGCAUGGCCAUGCAAGGUGUAUCCGCGUGUUGCUUCACCCGCCCGUGGAUGCGCCCUGCGUGCUGCGAGGAGACUUUUUGGAGUGUGCGGCGCAGGUGAAUCAGCUGGGACAACGGCCCUUGCAACUGCUGGAAGCUGUGGAAAAGUCCUGCAAGCUGGUGGAUGAGCUAGCGGAAUUCCAGCAUCAACCAGACCUGAAGCGGAGCUUAUCUUCUCAGAUGUCGCAGUUAUCGCCCACCAGGAGUAUCUCGGGCGAGUUGCACGGUGCUGCUCAAAGCGUCUUCGGGGAAGUCUUGAAGAAUAGCAAAAGUCGCUUUCUGGUGGCCUCCAAACACGUGGGCACCAGCAGAAGCCUCACAGGCUUCUUAUUCACCACUGGCAUAGGCGAGCAGAUGGCUGAGGUGCUAGACAACGAGGCGCCAGCUGAGUCGCCGCAGCUAACGACGCUGCGCACCCAGGGCGUCCUUGGUGCCGGCGCCUUUGGCAAGGUUUUUAAGCGCAUGGCGCUGCGCGUGGCGGAAGCCUUCGCAACGUGCGAUUUGGCCUUUGGAACGCUGGAAAGCUGCCUGAGUGGCCUGCUCCGCCGUUACCUCGCCUGGUGCGGCGAUGCCCGCUUUGCAGGGCCGUCGGAGUACGAUGUUGCGUAUGACACGGGUGUCGUUUUCCAAGAGGUCUUGCGGAAGGUCUCCAGCCGCGUGGACACGGAGGACAGUGACGAGAUGCUGCUGAAGGCUGCCCACCGCGCAGCCGACGAAAGCUUUGAGCGGCGCCAGUCCGCCGGGGUGAACCCGGCACAUCGCAGCGUGGUGUUGGCGAUGCAACCGGGGAUUGCUUUGGCGUCGCUGGCGGCUGCCGCCGUGGCCGAGGCGCGGCUGACGCACCGCCACUGCGAGGCCCUGGCCACGGCGGCGGCGGCGGCGCUGCUGGCGCGGCAGCUGCUGAGUGGCGAAGGCAUCUGCGCAGCGUGCCGGGGCUGCUUGCCCUACCUCCACGACUUCGACGCGCCCGAAACGCUGCGCGUCCUGCAUCGCUUCUCCGCCUGGAGCGAGGCCGACGAGGCCGACCCGCCGCAGCCGACGCACCGCGAGGGAUUUUCUCCGCUGGUCCUGGAGUCGGCGUUGUGCUUUUUGGUCUCAGCCAGAUCCUUUGAAGAUGCCUUGCACGGCAGUCUUGAGUUUGCUGGGCCCGAUAACUUCUGCCCCGUCUUGGUGGGUUCGUUGGGUGGUGCUCUCUUUGGCUGCGACAUGGACUUGGAGUCCCUGGCAGAUGUGCCGGGACCUGGUGCUGCUGGUGCUGCUGGUGCUGCUGGUGCUGGUGUCACCUGGCGGACGUUGAACCACGAGCACUUUCUGCCCGUAGAGCACAGGAAGCGGAUUGGCCGUGUGGCAAAGAUCUACGCAGUGUUGGACGUGUGCAGCUCAGAGGUGUACGCCUUGAAGCUUCAGAGAAGAGACAGCACCACGAAGUUCGCGAUCCGCGAAGCGGAAGCUCUGCAUCGGUCAAGUCACGCCUUCAUUGUCAGGCUGAUUCAUAUCUUUCAGACUCAGUCAUACUACGCUCUCCUGAUGGAACUAUGUGACAAGAGUCUGAAUGCCUGCAUCCUUGACUCCCUGGACGAGAACGGACAGAUCGGGGGCCUGGCGGAUUAUCCCACCAAGCGCUACGCAGCUUGUAUAACGCUGGCCUUGGAGUACUUGCACCAACAACGAGUGGUCUUCCGGGACUUGAAACCCGACAAUGUCUUGGUGACGUUCAAAGACAACGUGGCGAAACUGGCGGAUUUUGGCCUGGCACGGUCCCUAACGUUGGACUCCGCCGUCGAAGCGCGAGGAAGCGAAGAGAGCGGAAGCGACAAGCUGAGCCUGAGCCCCAAAGUCUCCUCCACCGUCUGUGGCACGCCGCGCUUCAUGGCACCUGAGGCCGAAACGCGGUUUUGGUGGUGA